AUGACUUCAUUUAAGAUCGGCUCAGUCGACGUCACAUUUCGCGACGCUUUCAAGCAGAACAUCCCUCCACUAAAUCCAAGAACGACCGAACUCCCACCCGGUCACAGAAGGCAGCCAACAUACCGCCCACUUGAAACAACAACUAUCUUCGAUCAAGACCAAGCCCUUACACUUAGGGAUGGAACGGUGAUCUAUGCCGACAUAUUCCGUCCCAAAACCGACGAGAUGGUACCUGCAAUCGUCAUGUGGGGUCCAUAUGGCAAGACUGGAACGGGCAUGCUAAACAUUGGUGCCAUGCCACUGCGAGCCGGUAUACCAGAGACUCAGCUAUCAGGCUACGAAAACUUCGAAGGUCUCGACCCUGCAGAAUGGGUACCUCGUGGCUACGCCAUCGUCAACGUAGACCCAAGAGGCGUGAACAACUCCUCGGGCAACAUCCACUUCUGGGGCAGCAUCGAAGGGCGCGACGGCCACGAUGCCAUCGAAGAGCUCGCCAAGCUCCCCUGGUGCUCUGGCAAACUGGCCCUAGCGGGUAAUUCCUGGCUCGCAAUAUCCCAGUACUUUAUCGCGGCUAAGCAGCCACCACACUUGGCGUGCAUUGCGCCUUUGGAGGGCUUGUCAGAUCCUCUGCGCGAGCAAACGCUUCGAGGAGGUAUUCCGAAUACGGCGUUCAAUGAAUGGGUCGCUACUAUGUUGAUGGGAAGGAAUAUGAUAGAGGAUUUUGCUGCAAUGGCCAAGAUGAAACCUGUGCCUAGGAAAUAUAUCGACGAUAAGCGUGUGGAUAUGGCGAGGGUCAAGGUGCCUGCUUAUAUCGGGGCGAGCUAUUCAUCACCUAUCCAUACCGUCGGCUCCCUACGAGCAUUCGAGGAGAUCGAGCACCCAGAUAAAUGGCUCGUUCUUCACGCAUCCCAAGAAUGGUACGAUCUAUACAGUCCAGCACGCACCGCAGACCUCGCCCGAUUCUUUGACUUCCACCUCAAAAGCUCCCCCAACGACUGGCCGCAGACCUCACCAGUCCGCAUAUCAUUUCUAAACUUCACCAAACCAGCCCUGUUAGACCAAGAAUACUCAGACCUACCAUGGCACCUCCCCACAGCCACAGUCCAGAAACUGCACCUCCAUUCCAACGGCAUCCUCACCCCAACCGCGCCACUCUCAGAAAACACAAUCGAAUACCAAGCCGACUCCUCCUCCGAACUGAUUUUCACAUACAUCUUCCCAAGCAAAACCGUACUAACUGGUCCCUCCACCCUCGUCCUCUCCAUCGCAGCACAGGAUCACACCGACCUAGACAUCCACGCCCACAUAUUUAAAGGCUCCGCAUCGGGUACCAUACUAUCUCACAUAAACAUACCCAUUCCGGCCAACACGCCCUCUGGAGUCGCAGAAGAAAUGACGCAAAAUAGAGUAUGGCGGUACUUCGGUCCCAGCGGCAUGUUGCGCGCGUCUAAACGCCAUGUCUCAGACGCGCUGCGAGGGAAAACUUGGGAAACGCUGUCGCUGGAGCGCGAGGACAAAGUGGAGAAGGGGGAGGUGGUUAGAUUGCGUGUUCAGCUUUGGCCGGCGGGUAUGGUGUUUGAGGCUGGGGAGAUGAUGGUACUGAAGAUUAGCGGGAGGGAAAUGGGCUUGAGGGAUCUUCCUGGGGCGGUGGCGAUGAAGAAUGAGAAUAUUGGGAAGCAUGUGAUACAUAUUGGUGGCGAGAUGGAGGGGUAUCUUGAGUUCUUCACGCUUUGA
Alternaria ventricosa is the source of this 1734-nucleotide messenger RNA. RefSeq lists its product as uncharacterized. Bases 1 to 1734 code for a protein of 577 amino acids. Gene Ontology annotation, molecular function: dipeptidyl-peptidase activity. The transcript is spliced from 3 exons. Lineage: Eukaryota; Fungi; Ascomycota; Dothideomycetes; Pleosporales; Pleosporaceae. The record is from RefSeq and is a predicted model, not a curated record.